This is a messenger RNA of Gavialis gangeticus (Gharial), 2136 nucleotides long. RefSeq names its product negative elongation factor complex member B (gene NELFB). NCBI's taxonomy places the organism in Eukaryota, Metazoa, Chordata, Crocodylia, Gavialidae. The transcript has 13 exons. Gene Ontology annotation, cellular component: nucleus; NELF complex. Bases 27 to 1760 code for a protein of 577 amino acids. The record is from RefSeq and is a predicted model, not a curated record. Gene Ontology annotation, biological process: negative regulation of transcription elongation by RNA polymerase II.
CGACGGACCGAGGGACCGCCGGCGCCAUGUUCGCGGGGCUGCAGGAGCUGGGGGUGGCCAACGGCGAGGACCUGAAGGAGACGCUGACCAACUGCACGGAGCCGCUCAAGGCCAUCGAGCAGUUCCAGACAGAAAAUGGAGUCCUGCUGCCAUCCCUGCAGUCGGCACUGCCGUUCCUGGACUUGCACGGGACGCCGCGCCUGGAGUUCCACCAGUCUGUGUUUGAUGAGCUGAGGGAGAAGCUGCUGGAGAGGGUUUCAGCCAUUGCCUCGGAAGGAAAGGUUGAGGAAAGAUACAAGAAGCUGGAAGAUCUUCUAGAGAAAAGCUUUUCCUUGGUCAAGAUGCCAUCCAUACAGCCUGUGGUGAUGUGUGUCAUGAAACACCUUCCUAAGGUCCCUGAAAAGAAGCUGAAGUUAGUGAUGGCAGAUAAGGAUUUGUACAAAGCCUGUGCUGUGGAGGUGAAGCGCCAGAUCUGGCAGGAUAACCAGGCCCUAUUUGGUGAUGAAGUGUCCCCAUUGCUGAAGCAGUACAUCUUGGAGAAAGAGAACAUUCUGUUCAGUAGUGAUAUUUCUGUGUUGCACAACUUCUUUAGUCCAUCUCCCAAAACAAGACGUCAGGGAGAGGUGGUUCAGAAACUGACACAGAUGAUUGGGAAGAAUGUGAAGCUCUAUGACAUGGUGUUACAGUUCCUAAGAACUUUGUUUCUUCGGACGAGGAACGUCCAUUACUGCACGCUGCGGGCAGAGCUACUGAUGUCAUUGCAUGAUCUGGACAUUAGUGAGAUCUGCACUGUCGACCCUUGCCACAAGUUCACCUGGUGCCUAGAUGCCUGUAUUCGGGAGAAGUUUGUGGACAACAAGAGAGCUCGGGAAUUGCAAGGUUUUCUGGAUGGGGUGAAAAAAGGACAAGAACAAGUAUUGGGGGAUUUAUCCAUGAUCUUGUGUGAUCCCUUUGCCAUUAACACCUUGGCUCUGAGUACUAUAAGAAACCUACAGGAGCUAGUUGGGCAAGACACCUUACCCAGGGAAAGCCCAGACUUGCUGCUGCUGCUGAGGAUGCUGUCUCUGGGACAAGGAGCUUGGGAUAUGAUCGAUAGUCAAGUCUUCAGAGAGCCUAAAAUGGAACCUGAACUGAUCACCAGAUUCUUGCCAAUGCUGAUGUCCUUUGUGGUGGAAGAUCACACGUUCACUGUAGAUCAGAAACUGCCAUCAGAAGAGAAGGGACCAAUACCCUACCCCAGCACUAUUCCUGAAGCUUUCACCAAAUUUUUACAGGAGAACAGAAUAGCCUGUGAAAUUGGGCUCUAUUAUGUUCUUCACAUCACUAAGCAGAGGAACAAGAAUGCUUUUCUUAGGCUUCUGCCAGCUCUAAUUGAGACAUUCAGUGACCUGGCCUUCAGUGAUAUUUUCUUGCACCUGCUCACCGGUAACCUCACAUUGCUGGCUGAUGAAUUUGCACUGGAGGAGUUCUGUACCAGUCUCUUUGAUGGCUUCUUUCUCACUGCCUGCUCAAGAAAGGAGAACGUACAUAGACAUGUGCUAAGAUUGCUACUUCACCUGCAUCACAAAAUGGCACCUACCAAAUUGGAGUUGCUCCAGAAGUCUUUGGAACCUACUAAGCAGACUAGCGAGGCUGUGAAGGAUCUUUACAACCAGCUCAAUGAAAAACUGGAGCUUCGCAAGCCCAGCCCAGCCCAGGUGGCUGAGACGCCUUCCAUGGACCUGCCCUUACCCACUGUGCCCACCCCAGCCUCUCUCUGAGCCAAACCUACAGUGCACUGGUGUGAUUUCUUUGAUAUAGAAGAACUAGCCUUGGCAGCCUGUAUGGUGAAGCAGUUUCAGUGCACUGUUAAGUGUCUCUGUCUACAGGGAUGGAAACUAAUCAAGACUCACUUAAACCUUUCUGAGGUGCGACCAGCAGUCACUGCAGUUUGCUUUUGAUUGUUGGCUAUGGCUGGGUUGCAAACUCAGUCUGUGGCAUAUUGCAAGGAUUUCUUGUAGAUCCACUUAACUCUUAACUGUGUGUAUUUUUUCAAAAGAAAUAGGUUUAUUUUUAAGCUUGAUAUGUUAUUGCAGUUUUAGAUGUAACAAUUUUAUGAGGUGAUAAAUAUAAAAACUCAAUUCAUUUAAUCAGACA